CCCGCCUCGUCUCCUCGACACAAAAAAUGCCCAACUUUUGUUCGUGACAGAAAAUAAGCUGCCCGUAUGGGCGUGUCCCGUUUUUUCCUUACCACUCUGUUCAGUUCAUCGCCUUUCACGCUCUCUCGCCUCUGUCCCUCUGUCCUGUGUCGCCUUUCAUCGCCCUCUCUUUCUGUGCUCAUGGCCACCUGGACCGCCGACGGCCUCCCGCAGCGUUGUGACAGCCCGAAAGUCCCAGAGGCCACCCGCAUCUCUCACCGCUUGAACGCCCCGCGCAUCUCUGAGAUAGGAAAAGGAGAAACGAAGAGAGGAAGCGAAGAAAGGAAUUACCUGGGAAGAGAUGGCUUGCCUCGUGCAACCUAGACAGAGAAGCUGCACAUGAGAUUGGUCUGUGCCCCUCUUUCAGAGAAAGAAGGGAUGGAAGAACUGGCACAACGUUUCAGAAGACUUCCACGUCAGCUCCUUACUGCAAAUCUCGAGCUGGAUCCUUCGCUUAAUGAAAACUUGGAGCAGUGGCCUCAUCUUAAUGAAUUGACUCAUUGCUACAAGGCUGACUGGGUCAAAGAUAACAGCAAGUAUGGGCAUUAUGAGACUGUUGGGAAUACUUCCUUCCAGAAUCAGGUUUUUGAAGGUCCUGACACUGAUAUUGGAACGGAAAUGCGUUUGUCUAAUGCAAGACAUUUCAGGAAUGAUGAUGCAACUGAUGAUGAUAUUCCUAGCACUUCAGGGUGGCAGUUGUCAGAAACCAGUUCUUCUGAUGCAGCACAUACAAGGAAUCUCCAGCAGUCUCCUAUAGGGUUGCACUCCUGUUGAUGCAUCCAACACCGGUGCUGCUGCGAUCUGAGCUUCUGGAGGUGGCACAGCACAAACUGUUAGCUCAGCACGGAAAUGUGAUCACAGGAUAGACGUAGAGUCGGCUGCCUACCCAUCAAUCUGCAGCCAUACAGGUGCAGUCACUACCAGAGGAAAGAAAUAAAAACUGAUCAAGGGCAUGUUAGAGGAAGGAACAUUUGAGCUCAGCCACAGCCUGUAUUCAUCCCCAUCCUUGUUAGUCAAAAAGAAGGAUGGGUCUUGGCGGUUUUGUGUACAUUUCAGAGCUCUAAAUAAUAGUACGAUAAAACAGGUUCCCUAUUCAAUCAUCGAGAAGCUAAUUGAUGAACUCAAGGGAGCAGCAGUCUUUUCCAAAUUGGACUUAUAGGCAGCUUAUUAUCAAAUUCGGAUGGCACCAAGGACGUUCCAGAGACUGUAUUCCAAACUUAUAAAGGCCAUUACGAGUUUAAAGUGAUGCCCUUUGGAUUGAUGAAUGCCCCAGCCACAUUUCAGGCUCUAUGAACGAGUUUUUUAGGAGCAACUACGGUGGCUUGUCGUAGUGUUCUUUAAUGACAUCCUGGUUUAUAGCAGCAGCUGGGAUCUUCAUAAAAUCCACUUGAAGGUCUUACAAUUACUAUGACAACACCAACUAUAUGUGAAGGCGUUGAACUGCAGCUUCGGCAAUCCAGACAUCACUUAUUUUAGGUACGCAAUCACCAAAGAGGGACUGCGAAUGGAAGAGGACAAGAUUGCUGCCAUUAAGGAGUGGCCGAAACCAGAGACAGUCAAAGUUCUGAGGUCUUUUCUAGGUCUGGCUUGUUAUUACAGGCGUUUUGUGAAGAAAUUCGAGGAAGUCGCUGCACCCCUUACAGAAAUGCUGAAGCGAACCAGUGAGAAUGGACCUCGGCAAGGCUGGAAUCCUUCAAAAAAUUAAAGGAAGCAAUCAUCACUGCACCUGUCCUAUCUUUACUUGAUUUUACGCAACCCGUCUCCAUUGAGACAGAUGCUUCAGAAAUAGGUAUAGGAGCAGUGCUGCAGCAAGGGCAGCACCUGAUCACCUUUUUCAGUAAGGCAUGGGAUGGGUACAACAUCAUUGUCAAGUCAGAGUCCUGGCCAUUCGCAAAUGGCAUCAUUAUGUAGUGUGGCAGAAGUUUAAAGUGUAUACUGACCACCAUAGAUUGCGUUUUUGUAUGCAGCAGAAAGGCCUCACGCCCACUCAACAGAAAUGGUUAGUAAAAUUAAUGGGAUAUGACUUUGAGAUAUGUUAUAAAAAGAGGGAAGAAAAUAGGGUUGCUGAUGGCUUAUCUCGGCGGAUGGAAGAAGAGAAAUUAGAGCACACAGCCGCUGCUAAUCUGUAUGUAGUAAGUCAGCCAAUCGUAGACAUUUGGAAACAGAUUGAGGAAGAGCAUCACGCCUCAGAGAAGGUAAAAGAAAUUAGAAAGAAAGUGGCUGCUAAUCCUACCUUGACCUAUGGAUACCAGUGGAAGGAGCCAUAUCUACAUUACAGAAAUCGAAUCCAUGUACCACCUGAGUCUCCCAUCACCAAGUUGCUGUUGCAGCAAUAUCAUGAUGCUUUAGAAGCUGGCCAUCAAGGGACUGACCACACUUAAGAACGGCUGUGCCACUCCUUCUAUUGGCCAGGAAUGAAAAGGCACGUGCCGGAGUAUGUGCAGGGCUGUAAUAUUUGCCAAAUGUACAAGUAUGAGACAUUGAAACCGGUGGGCCUAUUGCAGCCAUUACCAAUUCCCCGUCAGAUUUGGGAAGAUUUGAGCAUGGAUUUCAUAGAAGAAUUACCAAAAUCGAAGGGGAAGUUGGUCAUAUACGUCAUUGUCGACCACCAGUCCAAGUAUGCAUCUGUCAAGCAGGUAGCCAAGGCGUUCCGAGAGCACAUUGGCAAAUUACAUGGCAUGCCCUGUUCAAUUGUGACUUGUGAGUGACCAGGACCCUUUUUCUUGAGUCAUUUUUGGCAACAUUAUUUUACCUUGCAAGCAAACAACACAGCAGUCCACUCAUCUCUUGGAGUAUCCCCAUUUGAAGUGGUCUAUGGACGUCCUCCUCCCAAUUUGAUGUGAUUUCAGCCUAAUUUGAUGUGAUUUCAGCCUCAAACUAACCAACUUAGUGAAGUUGAUGUCUAAUUGAUCAUCCGACACAAGGUCUUGGAGGAGAUCAAGCAUCGGUUGAAGGCAGCCCAAAACUGCAUGGCUCAGCAGCACACCAAAGGGCGUAGGUAUAAGGUGUAUAAUGUUGGGGACUGGGUAUAUCAGAAGAGUUUGGAAGGUACCACACAAGACUGUGGGUGUCACAGGUCCAAAUAUUCUGGGCCAUUUCUGAUCUUGCGCCGAAUAGGGAAGGUGGCUUGUAAGCUGCAACUGUUACACCCCAAUCUUUUGACCUUCAAACAAAUUUUUUUUUUCUAAACAUAAAGCAUUGAGGUGCGACUACACAACAAUUCAAAAAAAAAGAGGGAGCUAUGUCAUUCGAAACAAUGAGGCUACUUUCAUUUAUAUAACAACUUCAAUUCAUACAAAAUCACAUCUGUGUAUGACAAAACUGCCCCAAAUUACAUGAUUGAUGCCUAACAAAAACAAGACAUCAAUAAAAUAAAAAAUAAGACGCGCCGACACUAUAAAGGACGCAAAACCUCUCCAGUAGGAUGUGAGUGAAGCCAUCUGAUCAGCCUUUGUAGUAUGGCAACAAGUCAGAAAAAUCCCAAACCAUCUUAGGUAGGGCUCAAAUAUGAGAUAAUACAAUCAUAACAAUAAAUUAUCAUCAUGUCGUGUCAGGACAUAGUCACAUCAUUUGUCAAGAAGGCUCCUCACAUAGACCACGACAUGUAAAGGCCACUCAAUGGCUAAGAUAACACAAUUUCAAUUCACAUGCACAUCAAUCACAUACACUUCAUUCACAUACUUCAUUUUCAUUAGUUUUAGUGAAUUGACAGUUUCUGUGGGUGCAAACACAGACAUGUGCACACCAUGGGUGGCCCAUAGCCGAGAUGCAAUUCUCGUGGUGGCCCAUAACAAUAUGGAUCCAUUCACCCGCUGCAGCGGUAGAGCACUCAUCCAUGGGUGUGAGAAUUCCACAGAGAGAUACUCAACCUUUCCUAGGACACCUAGGUUGGGAAGACGGGAGCCCAAUGCUCCAAGCACAUCACACAACAGUACCCUGAGGCCUUGCACCACCUGCGCUUCGAACAGGCGAGACCAGUGGCGAAGGCGGGACAACUCCCAAACACAUAGCCACAUCCCAUUGGCCUUUCAUCUCUUCUUCUUUCAUUAUUAUCAUUAUAAUUGUACAUGCACAAAAUGACUGGCUAGCACAUGAGGUUGGUACACUUCACGAGUGCACCCACACCUCCAAUUGUCUCCACACGAGGGCCAUACAUAUCAUUACAUUCUUAGCUAGCCGUCAUACUGGACGGGUACAACUACCAUCCAAUUCAUUCAUUUGCAUCAUUGGCCGUAGCAAUGCAUAUGCAACAAAUCACAAUAUUCAAAUUCAUAAGCACUCACAUCUUAUCAAACACAUCAUUCACAUCUUUCAAAAACUUAGCCAAAUCCGGCCUAAAGAGUAGUCUCGAUUUGUGAUUGGCUCGUAGCUGUCCUAGGCAGUUAUCAUUCUAAGAUGUUUUCUAAUGCACAAUUGGGGUCGAGGAGACACUCGACUCGAUACCCCGCCUCAUCUGUCAUAAGCAGUUAUUAAUUCUAGCAUGCACUUGCAAAUGCGUAACAGUUUUGAAAACAAGCUUCUAAUAGCUUUUCAAAACAAAUCUUAUCAUGAAUCAAAUCAUUUGCAUGCAUACAUACAUUCAGUCACAAAACAAUCAUUCAAUCAUAUCACAAUUCUAGGAUCCUACGAUCCUAGGAACACACAUUCACACGUUGGCUCCAGCCAGGGAUUUGCCUGGAAUGUCGCCAUACCUGUCGCGUGUCUUAAAAACACUCCAAAACGCCUCGAGCUUCACGUCUAGUUGCUCAAGGUCUACUGGACGCGCUUGGUGUACCUGCAAACAUACACAAGUGGUAAAUUCUCUACUAGCUUAGUUUCGCAAAGCAUACAAAUAUAAAACAAAAUCAUUGAGGCAUAUGUCAUUGCCUCAAGAGGGUGUCGACAGGUAGUGUCGACCUACAAGCCCUUCAAUAGGCUUCCUCUUAACUUCUUGACGUUGCCACCAAACGUCAAGAUUCAAUACUUCGAUCAAUCCAUCACUAACACAUUUCUUAUUAACUUUCUUUAGUUGAGGCGUCUUCCCAAACACCCAACUUACAUAUUCUUCUCUAACUAACACAACAAUACGCCCGUUGACAAUAGCUUGCACCACAUGCUCACCAAAACGAUUCUAAAUCUUUUCACCCACAUCAAAUCUCUACCAUGCUUUCCUAUUGUUUCGAAAAUCAACACAUCAUGCUAAAAAAACACUUGUACACAUAGAUCAUCGUCUUCUCAACAUAGUCAUAAACUUCCCAAAAAUAGCAAAGUCGCUAACAUGCAUUCCAAAUCAUCAAAUUCUAAAUUCUAGCAUGCUCAAACAAUAAUUAUACGUGCUCCAACAUAAAAUAUACAACAAUAUAGGCUCGAUUAGGCCUUGCUCACCCCAAUUAAAGAGUCUGAAUUGCUGCAGUCCUCCCGGCAGCCACCUCACGAGUUCGAGAGGUCCUCAAACAGCUAAAAUCCCUCAAUGCCGCCACCACCUACGCAUUCACCUCAUUGCUAUGAGGGGAAAGAUGUGUCCCCAAACUACGAUAACCAACCAAACUGCCACCACCAAGAGAGAAAAAUGAAAAUGAGCUCAAGAAGAGGAGUUCGUCUGAGAGGGAUUGGUUCGAUUGGGGGAGGCAGGGAACAACGAGGGAGAGGGAAGCUGGAAAUGGGAGAGAGCACGAGAGGUGUGAGUGGGAGGAGGCUGACGGUAAGGAGAGGGAGUGCAGUGAGAGAAAAGAGAGUAGGAGAGAAUGCAGAGAAAGAGGACAUGAAGAGGGGAGUGCAGCAGAGAGAGAGCGUGCAAGGAUGUGUGGGAGGAAGAGGGAAAGAAUACGAGGAGAAAGGGAGAAUGCUGCAGAGAGGGGAGGAUAUGCAGGAGGGACAGGGAGGAGAGAGGCAGACAGAGAGGGCGAGAGAGCUUACCAACGAGCUGCCGCCGUCGGUCCAGCCACCGCCACUACCAGACCGUCCGCCCACUUCUUCUUUGUUGUGGUCGUAGCAGAGGAAGAGUCGAAGAAGGAGAAGAAGAAGACGCUGAAGAAGGCGAGGGAGAAAAGCUCCCUCGAUGGGCUCUCUUCCACGAGUGGAGCUCAGGUCUGGAUCUGGACCCGAUCCGAUCCGACCUGCUCAAAUAAGAAACGUUACAGCAACUACCAGAAGGUUCAGCAAUGCGUCCUGUCUUCCACAUCUCACGAUUGAAACCAUGCCAUACCAAGCAGCUUCGACAGGAGCCUGCUACACACCUGCCAUCAGAACAGCAAGGGUCUCCAUACCCAUUUCGCAUGCUCCAAAAGCGCUCUGUUUGCGAGAAUGACAUUUAUUAUCUGCAUUUACUUAGCAUCUUCUUAUUAAGUGGCUGUGACAGUUUUGUUAUUAUCAGAACAAUAGCUGAUCAAUCUUUUGAAAA
Nymphaea colorata (pocket water lily) is the source of this 6418-nucleotide messenger RNA. Its product is annotated as guanine nucleotide exchange factor SPIKE 1-like. The transcript has 7 exons. The record is from RefSeq and is a predicted model, not a curated record. The coding region runs from base 379 to 813 and encodes 144 amino acids. NCBI's taxonomy places the organism in Eukaryota, Viridiplantae, Streptophyta, Magnoliopsida, Nymphaeales, Nymphaeaceae.